Molecule: messenger RNA, 705 nt
Organism: Suillus plorans
Lineage: Eukaryota; Fungi; Basidiomycota; Agaricomycetes; Boletales; Suillaceae
Exons: 4
Source: RefSeq, a predicted model, not a curated record
GGAACACGCCAACGGUUAAAGGCCAGCGAUUUCGACAACGUCACCAAGGAUUUGCUCACCACUGCCACGUCUAUCUACCGCUGUCUAGUCGUGACUCGCGCACCUUUUCCAGAGACACUGAUCAUUGAGACCAAGCUAGCAAAGGAUGCCUGGCGUGAGGCGUCUAACAUGGCAGAGCUUACCAUCCAACUGACCCCUUCUCUUGUCAAAAUGAUGACGAGGCGCACAUCACAAGUGCGCGGGGAGCUUAAAACAAAGAUGCGCCCACUGACGGCCUCGUUCUUUGGCUUCCGUGCAAGCAGAUCUAUACCCGCCAUCAAGCAAAACCGUGACCUGGCUGAGUCUCUCAAGGAAGGAUCGCGUUUUGUUUUUAAGGACUGGGAAAUGAAAUGUGGCAUAUACAAGACCGGAUUAAUCCAGGAGGCGAUGAAUGAUAUGUGGUUCGCAAACCGAAGUGACGAGGGUAUAGUAUAUGCUAAAUACUUCGAUCCUUUACCCGUUCAAACCAUUGCGCUUAUACUCACAGCAAUUGAAUGCUGCAUCGACGAGUGGAUGACUGGAGUAAAGGAGGACAUCAAAUUUUCAUCGCUUGCUUACUCCCCGGUCUACCUUCUCCAUCUCAACUCCCUGCGGCGGUUCGACGAGCGGACUGCUGCUUACAAACUGCUCGGUAAAAUUGGUGUCAAUCUUCUCGACGUCGCUCGG